Messenger RNA from Chaetomium fimeti, 1624 nucleotides. Its product is annotated as programmed cell death protein 2. Bases 180 to 1475 code for a protein of 431 amino acids. The transcript is spliced from 2 exons. The record is from RefSeq and is a predicted model, not a curated record. NCBI's taxonomy places the organism in Eukaryota, Fungi, Ascomycota, Sordariomycetes, Sordariales, Chaetomiaceae. Gene Ontology annotation, cellular component: cytoplasm. Gene Ontology annotation, biological process: maturation of SSU-rRNA.
GUGCGGUCAAGCUCGCGGCCACCCUUAUCGUUGCGCCCCAAACCGAGCCAAGAGGGAUGGCGGGGCAAAUUGGAUUUACCCCGCCAAAAUUUUGUCGGCGGUAACUGAGAGCUGCUGCGGCCCGAAUAUUUCCAACAACGGCGCGACGAAAUCAGAAUUUGCCGUUAUUAAUAGACGACAUGGCGCCUUAUGAUAGUGAUUCCUCCGGUGGGGAAGAAGAGGAUUUUACGGAGACAAAUGUGCUUCUUGGAUAUGCCUCGGCCGACGCCAAUGGCGAGGAAAUCAGUCGCCUCGGAGGUCAUCCCGAUUGGUUAGACGCGGACAAGGCACCGUCAGCUGCUCUCGCGAGAUGCAAGGUCUGCAAGGAUCUGAUGGUCCUCAUGCUGCAGCUCAACGCCGAGCUCCCAGACCGAUUCCCGACCCAUGACCGCCGGUUAUACGUUUUCGCCUGCAAACGGAAGAGCUGUAGGAGGAAAGAUGGAAUCAUCCGUGGGAUCAGGGGGGUUCGCGUCUCCGCUGACGCCGCUACUGCCAGCCCAGAUAAGGACAUCCAACCAGCAGAACAAAAGGCACCCCCCAAGCCUCCCGCGCAAGGUCUAGGCGAUGCCUUGUUCGGCGUGAAGCCGACCACAGCGUCCGGGGCAUCGCGCGCCAACCCGUUCGCGACGUCAUCCACUGCAGCAACAAACCCGUUCGCCUCCAAGCCAACCUCCACAACGCCAACAAACCCCUUUGCCAAGCAGCAGCCUACCUCCCCCGCCGCCGCCGUUGCUCCGGAGCCAUCAAAAACCGAGCUCGACAACGCGACCGCCGACCUCCCCAAAACAUUCGCCGAAACCCUCUCCCUCAACAACCCACAAACCACACAAGGCCCACCUCCCCCACCGGAGCCCUGGCCCGAAACCUCAGCCCAACCAGCGCCCUACCCGAUCCGCUGGCUGUCCGACGCCGAGUACGAGACGCUCGACCCCAUCACCCUGCCCUCCGUCCCCGCCGCGACGACAGCGAUGGACGUCGACUCGGCAGAGGGGUCCGGUGGCGGCGGCGGCAAGGAAGACAAGGAGGUGUUCGAGUCGAGCAUGGACGCGACGUUCCAGAAGUUUGCGGACCGUGUCGGGCAGAACCCGGAGCAGUGCAUCCGCUACGAGUUUGCGGGCCAGCCGCUGCUGUAUUCCAAGGGGGAUGCGGUGGGGAAGCUGCUGCAUGUCAGUGAGAAGGAGAAGGUGGCGACGAGCAAAGGUUUGCCGCGGUGUGCGAACUGUGGCGCAGGGCGGGUGUUUGAGGUGCAGCUGACGCCGCAGGCGAUUCAGGAGUUGGAGUGUGAGGAGGAUGGGUUGGAUGGUAUGGACUGGGGGACUGUUAUUGUGGGUGUUUGCGAGAGGGACUGUCAGGAGAGGGGCGUGAAGACGGGGGAGGCGGGGUAUGUGGAGGAGUGGGUUGGUGUGCAGUGGGAGGAGCUGACGAUGAAGAGGUAGAGUCAUGUACGCAGAACAGGAUAGCAGCAGGUGUGCGGGGCUUGAUAGUCAUGUCAUGUCUUCGUGUUGGCAUCUGCACCUUGCAAUGAGGCUAUGAUCUAAAACAUAGAACCCAUGGUAAUCCAGAUAGACACCCACCCCCCAACUAC